AAAUAGUGCUGAAGAAGUUAGGAAUUUCAGCAGAACAACCCUGGGAAUUGCUGGGCUGAAGGAGGGACUGAGAAGGUUUUUAUGGUGUUUUGGGUGCCUGUACAGCAGAGUCCCAUUUCGAUGUUUACCUCACCUGAAUUUCAAAUGGGAGUUUGACAGCAGCUUAGAGAAUGUCCGGUUUGGAUUGCAGUAUUGAGCUCUGUAAAGUUUUUGUUGUAAUAAAGCUAAAUAAUUACUUGUUUUCAAAAUUCUCCAAAGACCCAUUUCCACAGGAAGGAAAUGGUCAGACUUUAUGUAAAACGUGCAUGCAUUGAUCAACAAAAUUGUAAAACACCAGCUUGUUGGCACUGCAUGUGCUUUUGCCACCAGGUUCUCCUCUCUUUCACAGCUCAGGCAAAUUUCAGCAGUGUUUUUUGUGUUAGCCAAUAGAGGGAGGCUGUGUGCCCUUCUCCUAACACACAUUGGCGCAAUAUAAUUGAAUUAUAUUAAAAAUGCUACAAAAUCACAUUCCUUUACAGUAUGCGAAGCCGUGCCUCCUUUCCGUGACAGUGCCAUGGGGCCCCGUUGUGCAAAUAUAAUGGGAGACUUUGUCUAGCACAACGUCUGCCUCAGAGUUGGUGUGAAGGCAGGGGUUCACGGGAGCUGGAGGGAAUUAGGUGGCUGGCUCCUUGCAAGUACUGACGUGGGUGGGCAAGGAGGAGGCAAAGCAGAGACUUUACAGAAAGGAAACUUGAAAUUAGCCAUUGAUCACUAUCAGAAGUGAUUUUACUCCAUUUUUACUCUGUCCAUCCAUCUCCAGAGUGACAGAGCCUUCCUUGUAAAAUGAAUGAAAUUCAAGUUUGCUUUAUUUACUCCACGUGAUGAGUCAGUAAUGACCAUCAGAACCUGUUUCUCUUAAUCACUGACCUGCUAUUAACUGAGGUGCUGUUUUUAGAAGUAGGCUUGCACAGAGGCACCAACUCAGCCCUUUCUGAGCUUGCACUUUGUAUAAAUAAAUAUCCCAAAUUCCUUUAAAGCAUUCUUCUUGAGAAGCAGCUGAAAAAAUGCGUGGUCUUUUCUUUGGGCAGUCUGCCUGUGUAUUCCGGAGAAAAAGCUGCCAGGGGUACUUUGGUUUUAUUUUAUAAUAGCUAAGAACAGACCCUAUUUUUGCAAUCCUGUGAUUACUGCAUCUCAUUCUUUUUCUACCUUGCUACUGAACUGCUUCCCCCCAGAAAGACCUCAUGCAUAAAAUGUCUCUUACUUUAUUUAUUCCCUGAAAGGUUGUAUUUCCAUUUUUGUCUGGUUUUGGAUUACUGAUUUUUUUUUUUAGCCCAGAACAGAAGAUUGUUUUACAAAUCUUACGCUUACAGGCUUUUGUUUACUUGCUCUGCUUAAUGUGUAAAACUUGCUAGGAGGGGUUCAUGGUCCAGUGUGCUUUUAAUGUGGAAAGAGACCACAGCCAAGCCUUGUUCACUUGGAGGAAAAUGCAGAAGUAUUUCCUUUAUUAAACCAAACAGGAGGCACACACCUGGCUAGAUCUGUGAGUCUUUGUUCCUGUGUGGGCUUACUCGGCACCUGCAAUACAUCAUUCUGGGACCACUCCGUUCUGCACGCGUGAAGGUCAGCCUGAGGUGCGGAGAGCCUCCGACAGAAGCUGAAGUCAGCGGGAGGGAACUGCGGUCCUUCGCACUUCAGAGGAACGUGUGCUUAAGCAGCUGUUUAGCUUUGUUCUGAGCAAGCCGAAUCAAGAUGACGACAGCCGCACCGCUGAUCAAUAAUACUCAGUUCUCAGUAAAUGUGACCACAAAGUCUCAAGAACAAAGUCUCUAUCAAAGUUCUGGAGCAAUAGUUGCUGCCAUCGUAGUAGGAGUGAUUAUUAUUUUUACAGUGGUUCUGCUCAUAUUGAAAACAUAUAACAGACGCAUGAGAGUGAAGCGGGAGCUGGAACCCAAAACCACCAAAACAGCAAUGCCACCUGCUUUAGGGCAGAACAGCAACAGCCUGUCUCAGCACCCAACAGUGACUUUCAUACCUGUGGAUAUCCACAUGCAGAACAGGUAACUGGGAACGCUCAUCCUCCCUGUGAGAGAAGAGAGAUGGGAAUUCUUAUUUACGUGGACCUGGGACUCCGCAGCAAAGUGGCGCUGCAUUUGGAAUAGCGACGAGCUCUUAUUUUGUCUAUAGAUUGUAAUUAAUCCUGCUUUCUGUCUUUGGGAGGAAAAAUAAAAGGUCUGGACGCUUUGCGUAUGACUGAAAUCAACUGGUGGAGGCAUACAAAUCAUCAGAAACGCAGUGAGCCUUCUUACAGAGCUCUGGGUAUGGAGAGACUGAAUAAACCAAGCCCAUUUGUUGGAAAAAAAGAUGCACACUCAUAUUUUGUGGAGGUUUUGCUUACUCAGAGAGUUUGAGCUUUUUCUGGUCUGCAAUGGUUGAUGAUAAACUGGAAGAAAAAUUUGGACAUGCAAGCUACAACUCAGGUUGAACCUGGGCUUGUUAUGAUUUAUGUGAAACAGGUUUGUAGUCUGUUUUAUACGUGAUGGAUAGUACAGGAAGUAUCAAAAUUGUAUUUAUCUUUACUCAUCUUUCCUGUUUCUAAUGCCACAUAUGUAUGGUUUGAGAUUAAAAAGUUACUUUUUAUUUUCAAGUAUUUCUAAAAUAUUUCUAUAAACUUGGUAACCUAUCAAUUUCCAAAUGAACUCAACAUCUAAGGGUUUUCACUCUCACGCCAAGAACUGCUUUAGUUUCAUUACUGGAGUUGGGUUAGAAUGUUUUGUCUUAACACAAAAUCUGAGAAGUUCUUUAAUUGAAAAAGUAAGCAUGGAAAGGCAGUAUAAAGCAAGCAAGGCUCUAUACAGCUACUGUGUACAAUUCACAUCCUGAAAUGCUUUGCUCUCUAAUGCAGACUAGGCUUGAACUAUUUUUAGAUAUUUUUUUUUCUAGAAAGUAACCGAAAGUGAUGUUGUUUUGCAAGUGUGAUGAUUGUGGGUGUACAGUAAUGCAACAAAGAAAUUCCCUAGGAUAUUCACAGCCCACUGAGUGCGAACACACAGCAGCAUUGUCAGACAUUCAGUGGCUGAUUGUCUCAAGUGUGUGUAUCAAAGCAGCCCUGAAACACUGUCUGUCAGGACAGAUAGGAAGGAUUAGGAAGAAGUUGAGAAGUUAAACCCUGUUUUAAAUAGAAGUACAUGAGGCUCUGAGAAACAGCUCUAGUCUUUGACACACACAGAUUUUAUGGAACCACUCACUUGAAUGGCUGGACAGAGUGUGAAGGGAAUACAGUGGUAUCGUAGCAGUCUAGAUUUAUUGUAUGGUGUGCGUCUUGCGGUUAGCUCUAAGCUACUGGGGCCAUUAGAGGGCUCCAGCCUGUUUGUAGACCUUAGUAAAACUGUUAGUAGGGUAUUUUUAACUCCUUUUUGGGAGCUGUAGAGAAAGAAAUUCCUGUUGUCUAACUGAAUUGAUCACAGAGAGCCUCCAGCUUUAAAGCUUUUUGUCCUGCAGCGGUUCACUUGCUGUUCUUCCCAAUACUGUCACACGUCACCACUAGUUACAUUCUUAAAUCACGCCGUGCCAAAACAAAGCUGACCAUUCUCAGAGUAAAGUGGUGAAGGACUGGGGUGAUAAGUUGAUGUAUUUUCUCCAAGAUGUGAAGCCAUCUCUUGGAACAGGUCAUUUUUACUAACUGGUAUUUUUGUGCAGAAACUAAAUUCAAUUACUUUGCAAUUUUUUUUGUAUGAAACUGGAGCACAGUUUGAAUUCCAAACUAAAUAUUAAGACAGCUGUUUGUGAAGUUUCUAAAUCUCGUUGUAAAUAUUUUACUUGUCCUAGUUCUCCAACUUAUUUUUCGCGGCAGGAUUGAUUGAUAUAAUCAUUCAGAAGGGACUGCAGCUGCCAAUUUAAUUUUUCUCCAGAAAGGUGAAGGAGUUGGCCUUCUGCUCCUAUCUCUGGACAGCUAAGGAUGUUUUCUGAGCAUGUUCCACUGUAUCAAAAUCAAGAUCUUUUGAAAAGAUAAGCCCCAUUUUACUGUUAUUUUUUAACGUUACCAUCCAGACCUACUUCUAGCAAAUUUUGUUUACUUUCCAUUUACAGAAUUUCAAAACAAUGAAGCUCACUUUGCUUCACUGAAGCAGAAUAAGCAGUACUACUAUAAACAAUUCUGGAUUGGUAGAAUUACUAUUAUUGGCAGAAUUACUGCUUUGACCACACUAGCAUUGCUCAAUUUGAAAAAUUCAAAGCGUGCUGCCUUACCAGUAAAAUUUGCCUUAUAUUGGCACAGCCUGGGAGGCCCCCACAAUCCAUUUUGACUCCUGUCAGCAAAAUCCAGAGCUUAUGCUGACCAAGCAAAAUCACCUUCUUAAGAAACAAAAAUCACUGUAUUUCCACUGCGCUACCACUGUAAUGCUUGUAUAAUUUGCUGUGGAUUUAACAGUUUUCCAGGAACAAUCCCACGCUGUCCUUGCCCUGUAAUAGUAGCUGCUUCAGCGCUGAUUCAACCCACCCCAUCUAGGCACCUGGCUUCCACUUUCAAACCCCCCAGCUUUUGGAAAAGCUCCCCUUUAGCUGCCUUUGUGUCCAGACUUGCCAUCAAGUAAACCUGCUGGUUAAAAAAAAAAA
Messenger RNA from Aquila chrysaetos chrysaetos, 4590 nucleotides. It is a transcript of the gene NCMAP, whose product is annotated as non-compact myelin associated protein. Gene Ontology annotation, molecular function: structural constituent of myelin sheath. The transcript has 4 exons. Gene Ontology annotation, cellular component: plasma membrane; paranode region of axon; Schmidt-Lanterman incisure. The record is from RefSeq and is a predicted model, not a curated record. Lineage: Eukaryota; Metazoa; Chordata; Aves; Accipitriformes; Accipitridae. Gene Ontology annotation, biological process: peripheral nervous system myelin formation; regulation of myelination. The coding region runs from base 1729 to 2040 and encodes 103 amino acids.